UGAUUCAGUUAUCCUCACCGUCACCAUCAUGAAUGUUAUGAUUCCGGGCCAAAUAACCAGCUAUUUUGUAGUGUCUCUCUCUAUGGGCUAACUGUGUUCCAAAGGAAAACUAAUGUUACUGUGUAAAUAAUUAUAAUGGUAAACUAGGAGCUAGGCGUUGUACAGCAUGACAUCUGACUUAAGUUGGCGGUAGCUAGCUAGACCGUGGUAUUAGUAUUACUGUAAUGACAUAUGCGGUUUGUUGUUAUUUGAUCGGAUAUUGCAGUAUCUUGGUCUUCAUCGCUUAAGGUAACAAAGGAAGAUGGCUGAGGACCUAGUCAUUUUGGAUGGCGGAUUGGCAACGGAACUAGAAGCAGCUGGUUUCAAGAUGCAGGGUGAUGCAUUAUGGAGCGCUAGACUUUUGCAUACCAACCCACAGGCUGUUAAAGAGGCCCAUGCCAAAUUCCUGCGUUGUGGUGCUGAUAUUAUUACAACAGCUACAUACCAAGCUAGUGUUGAAGGGUUUGUCCAGCAUCUCGGCAUGACAUCAGAAGAAGCCAGCCAGCUGCUGAUGUCAGGGGUGCAGCUGGCCAGGCAGGCAGUGCAGGAAUUCAUGGCUGAAGGUGUUCAUCCAGGGAGGAGGGUACCGCUGGUGGCCGGAUCUCUUGGACCUUACGGGGCCUUUCUGCUCGACGGCUCAGAGUACUCUGGAGCGUACGCUGACGGCAUGAGCGCCGAGGAGCUGAAAGCGUGGCAUCGACCCCAGAUCCGAUGCUUGGUCGCCGGGGGGGUCGAUCUCAUUGCCAUGGAAACCAUCCCAAGCCUUAAGGAGGGACAGGCAUUGCUGGAGCUACUCCAGGAGUUUCCCAGUUCAAAAGCCUGGCUGUCCUUCUCGUGCAAGGACACACAGUGCAUUUCUGAUGGCAGGAGGUUUUCAGAGGCAGUCCAGAUGGCGAGCCGGUCGAAGCAGCUGGUCGCCGUGGGGAUGAACUGCUGUCCCCCAGCCCUGGUGGAGCCGCUGCUGGAGUCUGCUGCCCCGCACAAGAGCCCCGACCUGCACUGGGUGGUGUACCCUGACGGCGGGGACACCUGGUGUCCUGGGAUCGGAUGGCAAACCCGAGUGGACAAAGUUCCCUUUGCUGACCUGAGCCCAACAUGGAGAAAACAAGGGGCUGCUUGGAUUGGUGGGUGCUGUCGCGUUAGCCCGGCUGACAUAGCUGCCGCGAGAAACCAACUGCUUGGAAGCAAGUGAACCGACUCGGGCGGAGCAGAGGACUUCCAUCCUGCUGACACGAAAAUAAUCAUGUCAUGGCUCCGGUUACGAAACUGAUUCAUAGAUUCAUAACAUGAUCAUUGCUCUUUCAGAAUAUACAAUGUUAAUAUGUACACUCACCGAGCACUUUAUUCGGAACAUUUGUACUUUAUUGCGCCUGCUUAUUCAUGCGAUUAUUCUAAUCAGCCGAUUGUGUGGCAGCAGUGCAGCGCAGACAAUCCUGUAGAGACGGGGCGGAAGCUUCAGUUAAUGUUCACAUCAACCAUCAGAAUGGGGAAGAAAUGUAAUCUAAGUGACUUUGACCGUCAAAUGAUUGUUGGUGGCAGACAGGGUGGUUUGAGUACCUCAGAAACUGCUGAUCUCCUUGGAUUUUCACGCACACUAGUAUCUCGAGUUUGCAAAGAAUGGUGGAAAAAAAACAAAACAUCCAGUGAGUUCUGCAGACAGAAAUGAAUUGUUAGUGAGACAUCAGAGGAGAAUGGCCAGACUGGUCAAAGCUGACAGGUCAUUACAGUGUUAUGCAGUAGAGCAUGUCUGAACACACAACGCAUCAUAACUCAUAAAGUGGAUAGGCUACAGCAAUAGAAGUCUAAUAAAAAAAGUAAUACUGAAUAAAGUGCUCGCUGAGUGUACAUUUUAAUGAUUGUUCUAUGGUUUAUUACUUUUGAUGCAAUAAAAUGAAUGUUUAAAUGGCAUAAAAGUGGAAUACAUAGUGGAAUACUAUGUAUGUGAAAGAAUUGGAGAACAAAAAUAUAGCCACACCAAUGCCACGUAAACUCACAUUUAGAUAAAUUUCACAGUGGAUCCUAUAUCUUUCCACAGAAAAGUAUAGCAUUUAUGGUUGGUAAACAGAAUCGGUAAACAAAGAUAUUGGUGUAUCAUUUCAUAUUUACAAAGCACAUCUUACUUAAACAGAAAUUCAAUUUUGUACAAAUUUGAAGAUGUAACAAUCUUAUUUAGGUAUUACUUCCUAUCAAUCUUCCAUUUCAGUUGUUUUCAUUAAAAAUAAACUAUUUUCUCAAUUCUC
Conger conger (European conger) is the source of this 2279-nucleotide messenger RNA. RefSeq lists its product as uncharacterized. Gene Ontology annotation, biological process: S-methylmethionine cycle. NCBI's taxonomy places the organism in Eukaryota, Metazoa, Chordata, Actinopteri, Anguilliformes, Congridae. Gene Ontology annotation, molecular function: S-adenosylmethionine-homocysteine S-methyltransferase activity. The transcript is spliced from 9 exons. The coding region runs from base 302 to 1231 and encodes 309 amino acids. The record is from RefSeq and is a predicted model, not a curated record.